UAAAGUGUUCUUCCGUGUUAAUUUUAGACCUACCUAUAUCGACAUUCUACAUCUUUACCCAAGAUAACGUCGCAAAAGGCGAACGCUUAGCCGUCUAUUGUAUGUUAAAAACUGUAAAUCGUUCCUAUAGAACGCUCUUAUAUUCAACGGGUUUUGGACGUUUUAUGGGACUAAGUUCGUCCUCGAAAAAUAUGUCCACUUACAUCGUGGAACCGAGUGGUCAGCACACAGCUUCUCUAAUCUUUCUUCAUGGUUUGGGUGAUACUGGAGAAGGCUGGUCUCAACUAUUUCGCAUGAAGAAGAAACCGCACGUUCGUUACGUUUUCCCAACGGCACCUAUAGCCCCUGUUACUCUAAAUGGAGGUAUGCCGAUGCCCUCAUGGUUCGAUAUAUACGGUUUGGCGCCAGAUUCGCCUGAGGAUGAACAAGGCGUAAAACAAUCUGCUCAGAAGUUAGCCCAGUUAAUAUCUGAUGAGGAAAAGCGAGGCAUACCAAGAAGUCGUAUAGUUAUCGGCGGUUUCUCACAGGGAGGAGCUGUAGCCUUAUAUACAGCCUUCACUUCUGGCGGAUCUAAAUUAGGAGGUCUUUUGGCCUUGUCAACUUGGAUGCCUUCUCAUAAGACCCUUCCUGAACUAAUAAACCAAAGUGAAAACAAAGCUCUAAAAAUUUUGCAAUGUCAUGGCCAAGUGGAUCCAGUUGUACAAUUUUUUAUAGGUGUAAGAACCUCAGAAAUAUUGAAAGCUAAUUGUCCCAACUUCACGUUUAAGCAAUAUGAAAACCUUGCGCACAGUUCCUGUGAUGAGGUUUGUAUAUAUUUCUUCCUUUCUCUUAAUGCAUUAACUCGACUGUUAAUCCUAUUAUGAUGGCUUUAUUCAGUUGAAAACAGCCAGACUUCUCUUUUAGCUAAAAAGCUCUCUUUAACUAAAAUUGCAAAACAAACAAAAAGGCAACUGUUUUAACAGCAAUUAAUAAUCACUUGAGUACGUUUUACACAAUUAUACAAGAGAAUUUUUUUGACGCUAGUGUAACUAAUUUUGGCCAAACACAAAAAAAGUCUCUAGAAAGGGUUUUUUUCUUUUCACUUUGAAUAAUAUAGCCCCUGCAGAUGUCCAAAUUCAUAUUCAUUUACUUACACUUUAGUUAACCGGAUAUUUUAUAGUGCCUAUUUUAUAGAGAUUCAGUAAUGGCUAUAGUGAAUAUUAACACUUUUGCGGCUAAAUAUAGAAAAAAAAGUCUUACUUUAAUCAUUUUCUACUAUUAAAUAAAAACUAAAUUCACGUAUAAUUUCCACUAUGAGUACUGUACAUACUGUAUUUACAGAGCUUCUGUUUAUAAUCUGAAAUGCAUUUUAUCCUUUCAAGUAAUUUAUACCUUCGCUUGUGUAUAAGUUACCUUAUUGAUAUUAUCAAUUUUCAUCGUCGAAAAUUGCUAUCGGCCUUAUUGCGUCAUGAAUACCAAAAUAGUUUCACUAACGUAUAGAUGAUUACUUUAUGUAAAUUCUGAAUGGAGCCUUCGGAAAACAUCUUUCAAUUUUUUGUAUUUAAAGAUCCUCAUAUUACAUAAUUCAACAUGUAUUUUUACUUUAAUUGGGAUAGGGUGAAGAGGUCUAAAGUCAUAAACAUCUUAUUACGGUUUUCCCUUAUAUACCAUAGACUGCUAAUUUGUAACAAACAGAAUCUGAUUUAACGGAUGAAAAAAUUUCCUACGCCUCUAGCUUUAUCGGCUUAUUAUUAGCCUCCUUUUUUCACAUUCUUCUCUAGCAGCUUACAUAGCUAAAGGAAUCAAAUAUUUUAGUUUAUUAGCAAUACGUAAAGCAGUUGUUUUAGUGACGUAAUUAACCUUCUAAUGAAAGAAAAAAAUCUUCAUCAGAUAUAAUGAAUUUUUUCUCCUCCUUUCUAUUUUCUGUUCGAAUAAUUACACAUUCCUACUAUAUUACUCCUACCUUAUAUGGAGCUAAUUAUUUUUCUUUCACCUAUUUUUCUUACACCUAUUAUGUAAUAUCUAUAGAUUUCAGUUUAUAAAAACUAAAUGAUAAAGAAUAUGUUGAACUAAAAAAGAAAUAAUUCUUUUGACUAUACGAAGGAAUUGUUUCUUUCCUUUUUAAGCCAUAGAAUUUUUUUAAUAACUUAUAAUACCGAAAAAAAAGCACUACGUUCUCUUUCUUAACACAAACAUUUAUUCCCCAUUACUAAAAUAAUAAAAUCUAUAAAACUGAAUUAUUUGGCAAAUAGUGUAUCUCUAAACCUCCAAGAACGAACACUUUAAGGUAAAGUCCUUUGAGGGAGAGUAGAAAUAACAGAAAUGAAAUAUUUAGGUAAAUACGUCACUGCUAGUGUCGUCUUCAAAAUAAAUAUAGUACGUGUAAAAAUAGAAUUUUUGCUAACGUUAAAAAAUUAUAGCAAUGACGAGCUAUGAAGGGAAAAUACCUAAAUAAUUAUAAAUAAUAUACAUACUUACAUAUAUCACUUUUACAGGAGCUGGUAGACGUUUUCAAGUUCCUUAACGAGGCGAUCCCAUGAAGAAAAGAAUUACAGUUAACGAAAAUAAUGCAUGUUCUAAUUUUUUUUAUCCUUGGCUAGCAUUUUCUUGUUCGUGUUGAUGCAUGAUAUAAAAACAAGUUAGACAGAAAACAAAUACAUUUUGAAAACCUCGUCAUGAAACAGAGCAAUUACAGUUUUUGUUAGUAUGUACAGUAGUUUGUCUUUCUAUGCAUGACAACAGUAGAUUUUUAUAGUUUUACAAACAACGAAGACGUUAAACAUCGAGCCAAAUGUAUAUAUAUAUACAUGUAUAUAUUACUCCUGAUUGAUUUUGCAAGAAGCGCCUCCAGUCUUUUCUGAUGCUACUCUCUUAGUUUGAAAAACUAGUUGGAAUAGUUUCUUGGCUUGUAGAAAUAAAGGAAAGCAUAUUUCUUUUCCAAUAACUAUUAGUUUAGUUGCCAAAUUAUUGAUUUAGAAAUUAACUUCGUCUGUCGUGUCAUUCUGAUGCUUAAUAAGUUUGCUUACUAUUAGCAAGCUAACCAUUUUUUUCCUACUAAUGAAAUGUUGAUUAGUAGUGACUUUAGAUUUCCAUCAAGUAUAUUCUCUCGCUGUCCCACGAGUUACAACCCACCGUAAUACGUACUUUAUAUGCAUUUAUCUCUCUUUUAAACAAAAUUUAUGUAUAGUGUCUAAAAUAAAUUCUAAAUUUAAUACUCUCUUUCUCUCUUCUCACAUCAUUAAAAACUUUUAUCAGAG
This is a messenger RNA of Dimorphilus gyrociliatus, 3236 nucleotides long. The record is from the annotation of a GenBank genome assembly. NCBI's taxonomy places the organism in Eukaryota, Metazoa, Annelida, Polychaeta, Dinophilidae.